Molecule: messenger RNA, 6962 nt
Organism: Camponotus floridanus (Florida carpenter ant)
Lineage: Eukaryota; Metazoa; Arthropoda; Insecta; Hymenoptera; Formicidae
Exons: 8
Coding region: 975-5123 (1382 amino acids)
Biological process (GO): synaptic transmission, glutamatergic; ionotropic glutamate receptor signaling pathway; modulation of chemical synaptic transmission
Cellular component (GO): postsynaptic membrane; plasma membrane
Molecular function (GO): transmitter-gated monoatomic ion channel activity involved in regulation of postsynaptic membrane potential; NMDA glutamate receptor activity
Source: RefSeq, a predicted model, not a curated record
UCUUUUUAUAUUUUGCUAAUUGAGCUUCUCGAGUCUCGAUUUGCAUCAAUUUUACACUUUUAAAUUCUUAUACAUUAUCCUCAAUCUCGAAAGCUAUUACUGCUUUUAUUUAUUUCCGUCAAGAAAAGAAUCGGAUUGCGCGCAAAUGAAAUCAGGUCACGGCUUCCGGAACACCCUAUAUUAGGAGGAGCCCCAAGAAAUCCGUUCUUUUUUAAUUCAUAGAACGCUGCGAGAGACAUUUAUAACGGGCGUCAGCAAAAUUUGCGAGUAUUGGUGGCAUUGUCGGAGAGUCGCCGAUACACGCGCACACAUACAGAUAUGUGUAUACAUGAGGAGAGACAGGCGCAAUACAAACGAGAAUGCCACGAGCGCGCUCCCGUGGACCACAGGGUACCACAGGGGUGAAAUUUAAAGGGAGGGGCUGCUCUCGUGAAAAUGGCCGUUACGCACGGGGUAGAUUGUCCGGGGGUGGGCAAGUGACGGGGGAUGGUGGUGGUGGCUCUUCGUGUCCUCUGACGACCAAUUGACCGAGUGCCUCGCGACGAUCGACACGGUUUUAUAUCCCCGUUUACGAUAACUACAACAGUUAUUAUGCGGCGACGGCCAAAAAGCGAUCCCUGCUCGGCUCUUCUUAAACCCCCACCGGACUCGCGACCUUCCAUCCCUUCCGUCAAGAGGUAAGGUCGUCUCUGUUUUGUGCACCCCCGAGAGAGAUAUCCAUUUUACGAAUUAUGCGAUUAGAAUCUCUCGCCCCAAAGCGUGUAUGAGAUGUGCCUAUUUUUUUUCUUCUUCGUGCUCCGAAAGAGUUAUUCUGACACUUGCGAAAUAUCAAGUGGAAAACGGAGUGACCGUUCCUGGCACAGGUGAAAUAUUUCUCUCGAUUAGGUCUGCUCUUCGGCAAUGUACGUCAAAAAAGUUAAAAAAUAGAAAAGAAAAAAGAGGAAGGGGAGAAUAAACAAGGAAAACCGAGGAAGAUGCUUGGCCCCUAUUCAGGAGUGGUGAUCCUCCUCUUGCUAGGGGCUUCUGUGUCAAUAUCUGGCACUGCGGAUGCUGCGAAAUCUCUGAGAGCGGCGAAGGCCAGGCUCAGAUCGUCUUACGCAUCUUGGCGGAUAGUGGUAUGUUUAACUCAGCCUCAGACCCCUUUCAAGACAGACGUACAGAAAGCAUGGGAGGAAGCGAGACUGGAAUCCUUUCACGCGGACAUGGAUGUGUCGUAUAUAGAAGCAAGGAUGGCACCCAUGACGGAUUCCCUGUCAUAUCCCUUGUCACUAUUAAACAAAUUUUGUACAGACAUCGAAGGCGGAAAGACAGUACUAAGCCUUAUUAUAGGGGGAGGAUCAGCAGCCAGAUUUCUCGUCACGGCUGCUGCCGCCUUGAAUCUUCCAGCUCUGUGGUUGCCGUUCACGCACCGAGAUUUUCUUCGUCAGGGGAAUCUUGGCCGGUUUGAGAACCGUAUAGGUUCGAGCCCAAAAGAGAUCGGAGCAGCGGCUGCGGCCCUGAUGCAUCGAGCUAAUUGGCACGCGUUCACCCUCCUCGUUGAUACUACUCUGUUGCCCGUAACCCAUCUACUACAGACGAAUCAACCGACGAGGUUGACACCUCGCGCGAUCAUACAUCUGCCGACUAACGAUAGAACUUUGAAGUUGAGAUUGAGACGAGUGGCCGAGGAAAGUGGCAGCGGCGGAGUCGUGGUGAUGGCGUGCGAUCUGAAUAAUGCUCGCAAGAUUCUCGGGGCGGCCGGUAAAUUCGAGAUGCUCUCCGGCAGAUUCCUGUGGCUGUGGCUGGACCUUAAGGCGGAGUUACGUCCGAACGAACCCAACGUCAUCAGCUCAAUGAUGCAUGGUACACGCGUCGUCGCCGCAGCCGCAGCCGCAACGAACGAGAACUCACCACUGCUAGAGCGAACGGCAAAUCUCGCGUCGACGAACGACGAGCGGCCGCCGCCGUUAAUGAGUUCAUUGCCGAGUUUAGCCAACGAUAUACACCGGCUGCAAGAGUACAGAUGGCGAGACGAGAAGAUCGUGAUCAAGCGAGAGGACAGAGGCUUCAAUUUCGACGAGGAGGAAAACGGGAAGUUCGCGAGCGACAGGGAACUUAAUUCCAAGAACUUUAUGCCGGUCGGCAUGCUCGCGUUGAGACCGUCUGGCAUCAAGAUCAUGGGCGGCGACACCAUACUCUCGAGAAUGUUGCGAGAAACCUCGCAGGCAUUGGACGAGACCUUUCAAGAGACGAAGCAGCGAUUGAGCCGUAUGCGUGACGUGCAGCUCAGGGAACACUUUGUCCCGGAAUGUUUUCCGGAUCGUAACGCCAAAUUCAUGACGAGUGACGCGAGAGAGAACGUUUCCGCGAUUCUGACGAGCAAAUUGCGAAGAUCCAUGAGACAGAUCUCCAAGGACAAAGCGGAGUUUCAGUUGCUGAACUUGCAGGCCGUCAGAUUUCCCGGGAAUAAGACUCAAUUAAGGUGGACCAAAGUCGGCACCAUCAAGGGUGGUAGGGAGGUCCGUCUGGAUACCAUAAUCUGGCCAGGUGGCGGUAUUGUGCCGGCGUACCUUGAACAGGGCGGCGAGAAGGUCGGGAUGCCAAUUUAUCGCAUCGUCACCGCCCUAGCGUCGCCCUUCACCAUGGUCACAAAUCUACAGGAAGGUUUCUGUCUGCGCGGUCUUACGUGCCAGCAGGGCGACACCGUCAUGUGCUGCUACGGACUGAGCAUGGAUCUAUUGACGGUAGUUGCGCGCGAAUUAGGCUUCCGCUUUGAUCUCUAUUUGGCGGAAGACGGACUGUUUGGCAAACGGAACGGCCGGAGCGGCACGUGGAAUGGUGUGAUGGGCGAGUUGGUGUCCGGCCGGGCUCAGCUGGCGUUCGCACCUUUAAGUGUGUCUGCUCAUCGCGCCGAAGUGGUAGACUUCACCACACCGUACUAUUUCAGCGGCGUGAGCUUCCUUACGGCACCGAAGCUCCGUUCCGAGAUACCGCUGUUCGCGUUCCUGUUUCCGUUUAGUACGGAGCUGUGGAUCGCCGUGUUCACGUCUCUCAAUUUCACCGCGAUCGCCGUGGCGCUCUAUGAGUGGUUCAGCCCAUUCGGCCUGAAUCCCUGGGGCAGACAGCGUAGUAAAAACUUCUCCAUCGCCUCCGCGUUAUGGGUGAUGUGGGGCCUCUUAUGUGGCCAUCUCGUGGCCUUUAAAGCACCGAAAUCCUGGCCUAACAAGUUCCUCAUCAAUAUCUGGGGCGGUUUCUCCGUUAUCUUCGUGGCAUCCUAUACGGCUAACAUUGCCGCCCUUAUCGCCGGUCUGUUUUUUCACUCUGCAGUGAGCAAUUAUCACGAUAAAAGCCUGCUAUCGCAAAGAGUGGCCACGCCAAGAGCGUCCGCGGCCGAAUACUAUGUGCAAAAAGCGAAUCCGCAGUUAUGGUCUCACAUGGCUCGAUUUUCCUUGUCGGACAUCGCCGAGGGGGUAGAAAGAUUGAGGAACGGCACUCUUGACAUCCUGAUAGGGGACACGCCAAUCUUAGAUUACUAUCGCGCGACCGAUGACGGUUGCCGCUUGCAGAAGAUCGGUGACACCAUCAACGAAGACACCUACGCGAUCGCUCUUACAAAGGGACAUCCUUUAAAGGAGAGCAUAUCUAAAGUCAUAGCGAAUUACACGAGCAACGGAUUACUCGACAUUCUGCAGGAGAAAUGGUACGGUGGUCUGCCAUGUCUCGGAGGUCGGCAAGGUAUGGAUGCAGGACUAGAUUCUGAGACUGGUGGUCAACCCAGGCCACUGGGAGUAGCAUCCGUUGCCGGAGUGUUUUGCUUACUUGGGAUGGGCGUGGUGCUCGGUACUAUUAUACUGGCGGGAGAGCAUCUGUUCUACAAGUACACGUUGCCGCGAUUGCGACACAGACCGGAGGAUUCCAUUUGGCGCAGCCGUAACGUCAUGUUCUUUUCGCAAAAGCUGUACAGGUUUAUCAAUUGCGUGGAACUAGUCUCACCACAUCAUGCCGCCCGGGAAUUGGUGCACACAGUACGACAGGGCCAGAUCGCAUCACUCUUUCAAAAAAGCGUCAAACGAAAGGAACAUGAACAACGUCGUAGACGUAAAAGCAAAGCGCAGUUCUUCGAAAUGAUCCAAGAAAUUCGAAGAGUUCAACAGGAAGAGAAAAUCGAAACAGUACCCGAGGAAUCUACGGAGACCACGAAGAAAGACGAGAAAUUGGGGAAGGGUAGAGAAAGGAGUCGUAGCAAGAGUCCCCUGAUGCCUCGUAGUCCGAAACGUUCAGAGAAAAGCAGGAGUUCGACCAAUCUCUCAGCGUCUCGUCUCGGAUUAUCGCCGGUGAGUCUCGACGCGCCGAUGAAACCGCGCGAGUUCACGCUCAGCAGCACAAACCUACGCGCAAGAAGCCCACUGGAGACGGUUGGACGUAGAUUGAGCCACGGCGAUGGCGGUUCGCCGCCGCCGCGUCUGGGCUCGCAUCUCGGCGGUAGUGCCACAUUACGUCCUACAUUGGCGGCUACCAGAAGCGAAUCAACUGGUGGUGGUACUCCGACCAUCAGACGUGAAUCUGCCGUAGGAGGAGGAGGUGUGCCGACCCCAAGAUACUCUCGCAGCCCCGCCAAGCGAGGCCAAUCCUUCCCGGUGUUCGCUACCCUGAGGCCGCCGCACUCGGUCAAGAGUCCGCUGUUGUCGCCCAACAGUGAGCUCACGUCCGCCAUUGGGAGAAAACUAUCACGUGAAUGGGGAUCUGGGACUAUCAGUCUUACUAGAUCGUCGGAGGCUAUAGGUGGUGGUGGUAACAGUAGUGGCGGCGGCGGUGGCGGUGGCGGUGGCAGUGGCAGUGGCAGUGGCAGAAGCGGUGGCUCAACCCACACUCUAAAUCAAGAAAUGACGCUCUCUCUGACUCGUUCCACGGAUGAGGAAAAGGCCCAGGUAGAAACGUUGCCUAUCAAGAAACCUAUACGGCGUGCUAGGAGCCAUGAGAAUCGUGACAGCGGCAAAUUGAUGGUGGAUCUGCCAUCGCCUAGAUUGACUCAGCCGGUGGUGGGCGGCCGAUCGGUGAGCGAGCGAACGAAGAAGCAGCUCGAGUCCGAGCUGAAAGCAAUUUUAAGUGCCAGGGCUCAUCAUCGCGACCUGCAUCCCCCUUGAUAGGAGACCGCCCCUAAUUAAAAAGAGAGUUCUCGAAAGAACGUUCGGCUUUGGAUGAUCGCUAAGCCUCUGAGGGGCUUUGAUUUAAGCAAUAUCAGAUUUAUAGGUCAAUUUGUAGAGGAAAUUCGACACAGUUUCGAAGAAAUUAAGAAAGAACUUAAAUCAGAAUCACAGCGGAAAGCGCAGGAGAAAUUUUCUGCGUAGAAGGGACAGAGAGGAUGAUGGGAGGGCAACGGAGAGGAAAGAAAAUCUCUUUGAUUGUUCAUACGUUGUUACGUACAUUAAUAAUAUAGAAUAAUGUCGAUAAACAAAAGUGCUAUAAACUUUAGUAGUGAUGUCUUAAAUAGUUAGCGAGAUACACACGAGUACUAAGAUAUUUUCUUGUUGGCAUUUUAACUCUACAUUAACCGGCAGCCUGGGUGAGUCUCUCUCUUUCUCGAUUGCUAUGGAUAUCAGAUAUUGUACGCUACAGCGUUUCUCAACUCAACUUUGAUUUUUUGAUGCGAUUCUUAGCGCGUAAAAUUCUAUCCUGAAAAUUAAAUUAAUUCUUAAAGCAUUUACUACUAGAUCAGAGAUCUGUUCAAGUUUAUCGAAGCUUCAUCAUCCGCCUUUGUGUGCUGCCGUAACUCAUAACGAUCGAUUGGCCGCACGAAUACAACGAACAUUUCUGGAUAGCUUUAAUAUCUUUGUUUUCAUUUCCUUCUAUUUUAAUAAAGUGGAGACGUAUUGCUCGUAAACAAAAAUUCAGAUAAGCCUGUAUUAUCUGUUUUGAGAAUGUAAAUAUCUCAAAAAUAGACUAUAUUGUUCCUUCAUCUCGUUAUAACGCGAAUAUUGUAAAUAUAAUGAAAAAUAUAUGUGUAUAUAAGGAUUUUUUUCGCAUAAGACAGAAUGAUAAUGGCAAAAAAUAAUUAUCUCGUGUUGAGAAACGCUGCUUUAACGAACUUCGUCGUCGAAUUGGACUGCAUACUGCCAUAUUUAAUAAUUUUUGUGACUGCGGAAGGAGAGACUCGCUCGAUGGACUCUCGGCGUAGAAUGACCACUAAUCGCGAGAUAAUAUGCAUUAAUCUUACAAUUAUCAUCGCGUCUGUCGAGGGAAAGGAUUACAAAGUGAAUGGAAUUCUAACCCGAGUCUAAUGUAUUUGUAUAAUACACGGGUUAUUCAAUACGGGAGAGGAGGUGUCACCUGAGGAGAUCCUCCCGAUUUAAAAUAAGACAAAAAUUUCACAGCCACACACAUGUGUGUAUGCGUGUGGUUGCGAAUUCUUCGCGUGACUUACGAUUAUUUCCUAAAGCAGUGCCAAAGAUCAAUAUUACGCGAUAUAACUCAAAUCUCUCCAUCCUUUUGCUUUAUCUUACACGAAAAAAUGUAUAAUAAUAGAACACAAGUUUUAGCAAAAUAAGCGUCAGAUACAGAGAAUCGCGGUAUAUUAUACUAAUAAUCUUUAAUAAUCGUUUGUUUUGCUGCGACUUGGUAAACUUCCGACGAUUUUACUAGACUGAUAGAUGAAAAUUUAAUUCAGGAAUUGUAAAUGAAACAUUAUUGGAAUUGAAUAAUUGUUACUGAUCGAUGUGUAUGUCCCAUGUUUUUGUCUAUCGAAUCACUUUGAUGAAAGAGGGCGAAUUCACACGUCUAGUCUCAUUAUUAUUAUAAUUCGACUUAGAGGUAGAGCGUGGAUGUGUAUGGGACUAAAUUUUAAUUAAUUACUUUUAAAAAAAGGAGGAUUUAUGAGCGAGGCCUUAGAGGAGUUAGUCGUAUCCGCCCAAAAAUAUACUUUACUUAACUAGUACUGUACUAAUACUGUACUCGAAUAUUUCACUACAUUAUAUUACAUAAUAGAG